AUGAAGAGAGAAACACCUACGUUGGAAAGAAAAUCUUCGCGGCAUUCUACUGCGAACAAUGCUCCAGCAAAUUUUGUUAGUGCAGUAACAUUGAAGAAUGUACCUAUUCCAGAAAUCAGCGAUGAAGAACUGUUAGCAUUUACGCUCGAAUACGAACGUCAACACGAUCAAAUUCAUCGUGACAACAAACAUCACCAAUACACAUACCAAAAGAAAUCAACUAUUUCAAGCAAAACGACAACGGAUCACAUAGAAGAAAAUCAAGCUGAUACGCCAAUGUUUAUUUUCAAUCUAUCGUCGCUCGAUUAUGAUGAUGAAGAGUUUCGAGCUGGAUAUCCAUUUGAUUUAGAUAAAUUAGAGGACCAGGACGAAUUACCGGAAGAAAAAUCAACACAAGAUGACUUGUCAUCAACAAAUGAUGAUGACAACGAUCUUGAUCAGGUAGCUGCUUUACUGAAUAGUAAAUAG
Molecule: messenger RNA, 468 nt
Organism: Adineta ricciae
Lineage: Eukaryota; Metazoa; Rotifera; Eurotatoria; Adinetida; Adinetidae
Source: the annotation of a GenBank genome assembly